Poeciliopsis prolifica (blackstripe livebearer) is the source of this 4245-nucleotide messenger RNA. It is a transcript of the gene limk2, whose product is annotated as LIM domain kinase 2. Gene Ontology annotation, molecular function: protein binding; protein serine/threonine kinase activity; ATP binding. NCBI's taxonomy places the organism in Eukaryota, Metazoa, Chordata, Actinopteri, Cyprinodontiformes, Poeciliidae. The record is from RefSeq and is a predicted model, not a curated record. The transcript has 16 exons. Gene Ontology annotation, cellular component: nucleus; cytoplasm. The coding region runs from base 220 to 2274 and encodes 684 amino acids. Gene Ontology annotation, biological process: protein phosphorylation; actin cytoskeleton organization.
UGAGCCUUUCCGCUCUCCGUACAGGAAUGUGGCGACCGCAUUACGUCACUCGUCCUGCCAGCGAGCAAGAGAAGCAGCUCGGUCCACCAGGAAUUUGGUCUUUGUGUUUGUGUUUGUGCGCAGCUUUAAAAAGAGGGGGCUGGUGGGGGGGAUUAGUGUUUUUCCUGCUGAUGUAUUGAGAGCUGAGUGGAGGUCUGGGAUGUGAACGAGAGGCGGCUCAUGACAGCCCCGCCGCUGCACAAUGAGAAGCUUGUAGAAGGAGCUCAAAUCUCGACGACGCUCUCGGUGGAGUCGAUGGAGGAACCAGAAAGUAAUUGUUACUGUGCGGGCUGUGGAGGAAAAAUUCAGGACUCGUUGCAGAUGAAGGUCCUCCAGGAUACCUGGCACAACGCCUGCUUUCAAUGCUCCGUCUGCUCUGACAACCUCACUAACUGGUACUAUGAGAAGGAUGGCAAGCUGUACUGUCAGAAACACUACUGGGAGAAGUUUGGGGAGCUCUGUCACGGCUGUUCGCUGCUAAUGACAGGACCUGCCAUGGUGGCUGGAGAACUCAAGUACCACCCCGAGUGUUUUGUGUGUCUGAGCUGCAAAGUAGUCAUCGAGGACCGGGACACAUACGCCUUAGUCGAGAGGUCCAAACUCUAUUGUGGAAAGUGCUACAAGCAGGUAGUCCUCACCCCUGUGCUGGAGAAACGCUCACACGACUCGAUAUUGGACUCCCUGCCGCACACGGUGACGCUCAUCUCAAUGCCCUCGGCAGCUAACGGGAAGAGGGGUUUCUCUGUGUCUGUGCUGAGGGAUGUGAACGGCUCGGCUAGCGUUCAAGUCAAAGAGGUCAGAGGGAUGCUUAUCAGUCCAGAGGUGCGAAGUGCUAUCCACGUUGGAGACAGAAUCCUGGAGAUCAAUGGACUUCCUGUUGGGACGCUGAUGGAGAAGGAGGUGUACGAUCUGAUCCACCACACCAGUCACACGCUGCAGCUACUGAUAGAGUACGACCCAGUGAGGCAGCGUCUAGAUCGGCUCCGUCUGGGCUCACCGAGGAGCCAGCUGGGCGUCCCGGCCACAUCCCGCAUGCGUCUGUCCUCUCCGUCCAACACAGUCCUCGAGAGGACGGACGAAGUUGAUGAUGGCAUGCUGAAAAGGAGAUCUUUGAAGCGCAGUAACAGCAUAUGCAAGUCCCCAAACUCCCUAAAACAGGCGCCGAUAAUCACAAGAGACAUCGGCCGCUCUGAAUCCCUGAGGUCCUCCAGCAGCUGCUCUCAUCGCAUUUUCCGACCCUGUGACCUUAUUCAUGGAGAAGUCCUAGGGAAGGGCUUUUUUGGACAGGCCAUCAAGGUGACGCACAAAGCCACUGGGGAGGUGAUGGUGAUGAAGGAGCUGAUCCGUUGCGAUGAGGAGACGCAGAAAACUUUUCUAAAGGAGGUCAAGGUAAUGAGAAGCCUCGACCAUCCACAUGUACUGAGGUUCAUUGGUGUGCUUUACAAAGACAAGAGGCUGAAUCUGAUCACAGAAUUCAUUGAAGGAGGAACGCUGAAGGACUUCAUCAGAGACAUGGACAUGUUUCCAUGGCAACAAAGAGUCAGUUUUGCAAAGAGCAUCGCCUCUGGCAUGGCUUACCUUCAUUCAAUGAGCAUCAUCCACAGAGACCUCAACUCUCACAACUGCCUGGUUAAACUGGACAACACUGUAGUGGUUGCUGAUUUCGGCCUGUCCCGACUCAUCGUAGAGGAGAAAGUUAAACCUCCUCCAGAAAAACCUUCAACCAAGAAGAGGGUGUUGAGGCGCAUUGACCGGAAGAAGCGGUACACUGUCGUUGGAAACCCUUACUGGAUGGCUCCAGAAAUGCUAAAUGGUAAACGCUAUGAUGAAAAGGUGGAUAUUUUCUCAUUUGGAAUUGUUCUUUGUGAGAUUAUUGGAAAAGUGUACGCAGACCCUGAGUGCCUCCCCAGGACGCUGGACUUUGGCCUGAAUGUUGGCAAGUUUGUGGAGAAGUUUCUCCCUGAGGACUGUCCUCCAGCUUUCUUUCCCCUGGCUGUGGCCUGCUGUGACCUCACACCAGACAACCGUCCAUCUUUUCAGAAGCUGGAAGACUGGUUUGAUGCCCUCUCGCUUUAUCUGGAACUGAGAAUCCCUCUGCCAGCUGAACUGGAUGAACUGCAUCAGAAUCUGAGUCAACUCUACUGGCCUAAGGAUCCGGUCCAGAGCUCAGAGGAGCCAGCCACCCCAACAGCAGCCUCUCCAGACUGCACCAGCAUGACGGACAAUGGCACCUAGGAUUUGUGCCUUUUUGACAUGUAGCUCACUCAUUCACUCUUUGUGACUCCUCUUUACUACUGCACUAAUUCUGUGGUGGGGGGUAGAAAGAAACGGUGUUGAAACCGAGCCAAUUUAGAACUGGAUAACCUGAGACAGCUGGACCAGUUGUCCUGUUUUUUGGAGCAUAACACUUGAGUGCCAGUGAACUGCAGUGAAAAUGAAGAGACGCAUUUCAAAUUCCUAACUUUUGGUUGCUUAUUUUUGUUUCUGUGUGUCUCCAUUUAAAAACACAGAGCAGUUCUUAAUUUUAAAGUUCACCUAAUUGUAGCAACAUAGAGGGGAUCUGUCCCCCCUAUGCCUAGAAACAGAGACAUUUUUAGGCAUUUUUGUCUUUUUUGUGACAAUAGUUUUGUUUUUCUGGCUCUGAUGGUGCUCAGUGUGUUGAGAACAUAAAUCCAUUCCACGCCUUAAAGAGGAGUUGCCCAACCCCAGCAAAACAAAACAAAAGUUCUUUUGACAGUCAAAUCACAGUGCAGGUGAGGAUUGUUGGCACAAGUGUGUUCAAAUGUACUCUAGCAAAUGUGUACAAGUAGAGAGAAAAAGAAAAGUAGCUCAGGCAGUGUGGAACAAUUUUCGGGAAGACUUCUUGAUACAUAAUUUCAACUGGAAAUUAACGAGUCAGAUUUUAGAUUUUUUAUUUUUUUUUUCAGUCUACCCGAGAGUAAAUUUUUAUUGAAUAGACAUAAAACAAUCCUUCCAUCUAAACAUCAAAUUGUGUUUCAAAAUGGUGAGAGGUGAAACAAUCCCCACAGAAAGACACUUAAUGAUGUCUGAAAUUGGUUGAAAGGUGGUUGGAGUUGAGGUAACUUUGAGUUUCUUCACUUAGGCUAAAUGUAGAGGGAAAUUUGGGAUUUAAAAAAAAUCACAUCUCAACAGACUUUUCUGGGUUAAAUAAAGACAGAUUACUGCACUCAAAUAGCCAUAAAAAGGUGUGCAUUGAUGCCCAGUGUUUAAAAAGAUGAUUAAAAGGAAAUAAGAACAGUAUUGAAAAAUACGUCUCUAGCCGUCCAGCAGUCAUUUAUUUAUUUCUAUAAUUGCUCAUUUUGAGCACUCAUUGUUUAGGUCACACUGUAUGAGCACUUUUCUCCACUGAAUUUUAGAUCAAGGUCAGUUUCUAGUUUAGCAUUUACACAUGAUGAGAACAUUAAAAAAAAAUAUUGACUCCUCACUGUAAAAUUAAAAGCAGAAACCACUAAAAUCAUGGCUCUUUUAAACAAACCAGUGACCUUUACUUCAGUCAGUUUUUACCAUAUGUGAACUUAUUUAAUGCUUAGAAAUCAUUCAUCAAAAUGGUGCCUGCUAGUGUUUUAGUGUUUUCUUUCUAUUACACGUAAACUUUUUUUUGUUAGAUUUUAUUUAUUUAGGUUUUAUAUUCUUUUCUUUUGACAUUUGACCAAGAUUUUGUAAUUUCACGGAACUGCUUGUUUUUUCUUUGAAGCGUCUUUCCCUAAGAUGUGUGGAUGCCUGCAACACUGACCUGCACUGUGUGUGAACUCUGAAGAUAAUACAAAACUAUAGUGCUGCAGAAAAGUCUGUACAUGUUGAGAUUUUCAUGUUUCUUCCAAACUUCACUGAUCUUGGUUUGUUUCUUUGUAGUUUAAUGAUUUCCACUAAUUUUUCAGAAUAAUGAAGACUUAAUUUUUGUUCUCUUUAACAAAUCAGGACAAAGGCUUCUGUUGGAUGUUAUGAAACAAACUUUGUAAAGUGGGGUUUUUUUUCUUCUGAAAGAAGAAAUAAUGUGUCAUGUAAAUGUGUAUAUGUGACCUCUAAUUGGAUUGUGUAGAUUUUUCCGUUUUUUUUUUUUUAUAUUAGACAUUUCGACAGCAUUUUGCUAUCACCAAGCAAGGUACUGAAGACCAGUUGUAACCACUUUUAUUUAUAUCUCUGUAGUGUUUUGUAAAUAAAACUUCGGAAUGUUGCUUUUUCAAA